CCCUAAACUCCAUCCAACCCUGUAACUCCUGUUCUUCAGCGUCUAAGCAAAUUCUUUGCCAGGUUAAAAAACAUGGCAAAGAACCCAAAGGUAUUCUUUGACAUUGCUGUAAAGAAGAUCAAGGCCGGGCGCAUAGUAAUGGAACUCUUUGCAGACACCACACCAAAAACCGCAGAAAACUUCCGCGCCCUAUGCACCGGCGAGAAAGGGAUUGGGGCUUCAGGGAAGGCCCUACACUACAAGGGCUCCAUCUUCCACCGCAUAAUCCCGGGCUUCAUGUGCCAAGGCGGGGACUUCACGAGGGGCAAUGGGACCGGCGGGGAAUCCAUUUACGGGACCAAAUUUGGGGACGAGAACUUCAAGAUGAAGCACACUGGGCCAGGUCUUCUCUCCAUGGCGAAUGCUGGGCCCAACACGAACGGUUCUCAGUUCUUUAUCACCACUGCCAAGACUCCGUGGCUUGACGGGAAGCAUGUCGUGUUUGGGAAGGUGGUCGAUGGGUACGAUGUUGUCACCGCGAUGGAGAAGGUCGGCUCGCCUGAUGGGAAGACUUCUGUGGAGGUUGCCAUUGAAGAUUGUGGGGAGAUAGUGGAUUAGUAGGCUUCUUUGUGACAAAGAGGAUGUCUCAAGUAGUACUAGUAUUACAAUCUCUCCUUGUCUAAGGCCUGCCAUGAAACAUUUCUCCUUGAUUUGUAAAACUUUUGUAGUUUUUUUAAAUAUAUAAAUUUUAUUUUUUUAAUUUACCAUUGUCUUUAUAUAAAUUAAAUUGUUAAUAAAUUCAAUCAAUUAUUGUAAUUUUA
Messenger RNA from Cuscuta campestris, 800 nucleotides. Lineage: Eukaryota; Viridiplantae; Streptophyta; Magnoliopsida; Solanales; Convolvulaceae. The record is from the annotation of a GenBank genome assembly.